AUGUCGGCAAAGACCGCCAGCGCCGCCCUCGAGGCCAAGCCCGCCCCCGCCGACAAGCGUCAGUCGGAGCUCGACCGCGCCGCCCUCGAGGCCCUCGAACUCGACUCGGAUGAGAUCACCUCGGUCCGCCUCGACGGCCUCGCACUCACAAAGAUUGUCAAGCACUGCAGGGACGCCCACCCCGCCGCCGCUUCCGGCACCCUUCUCGGCAUGGACCUCGGCGGAACCCUCGAGGUCUCCAACGUAUUUGCCCUCCCCAACCCCGGGCGAGGAGGCGACAGGGACGAGGACGACGACCGCGCCAGCAGGAACGCCACGCGGUACACGAGCGACAUGGUCCGACUGCUGCGCGACGUCAACGCCGACGCCAACCCCGUCGGCCUCUACCAGGGCUGCUUCCUGGGUGCCUUCCUCAACUCGUCGGUCGUCGACGGCCUCGCCGCCAUCGCCGGCCUGAUGGAGCGUGAGGGCGCCAGCGGCAAGGGCAAGGGCGUCCUCAUCGUCCACGACCUCGCCCAGUCGGCCCAGGGCAACACCUCGGUCAAGGCCUACCGCCUCUCGCCGUCGUUUAUCGAGGCCCACCGGGCUGGCAAGUUCCACACUCAGAGCCUCAUCGACCACAAGCUCACCUUUGCCAACGUCCUCGUCGAGAUCCCCGUCGCGCUCCGAAACACUGCGCUCCUCGACGCCUUCCUCAGCAGCAUCUCCACCCCCUCAGCCCCCGCGCCGUCAAUUGUGCCUCCCUCGACGUCGGAGCUGCUCGUCAACCCGCCCACCGCCGCCCUCGGGCCCUCGCACACGUCUCUCAACCUCGCCCUCGAGCCCGUCCUCGCAUCUUCGCUCGAGGCGACGCUCGAGAUCCUCGAGGAGCACGCCGCCGAGGCGGGCAACGUCGGCUUCCAGGCGCGACAGCUGGCAAGGGAGAAGGCCAAGGCCGAGGCCUACCUCGCGCGGAAGAAGGCCGAGAACGCUUCGCGAGAGGCCCAGGGGCUCGCCCCGCUCCCCAUCGAGGACGUCAACCGACUCUUCAAGAUCCCCGCCGAGCCCAGCCGUCUCGAGACGACAUUGCUCCUCGGACAGCUCGACAGCUCGGCGAGGCGCCUCGCCGAGACGGCCGCCGUCGGCGCUGUCCAGCUCCACGCCGCCAGGACCGGCGCCGCCUGA
Messenger RNA from Pseudozyma flocculosa PF-1, 1164 nucleotides. RefSeq lists its product as uncharacterized. The transcript has 2 exons. The record is from RefSeq and is a predicted model, not a curated record. Gene Ontology annotation, molecular function: metallopeptidase activity; protein binding; translation initiation factor activity. NCBI's taxonomy places the organism in Eukaryota, Fungi, Basidiomycota, Ustilaginomycetes, Ustilaginales, Ustilaginaceae. Bases 1 to 1164 code for a protein of 387 amino acids. Gene Ontology annotation, cellular component: eukaryotic translation initiation factor 3 complex; eukaryotic 43S preinitiation complex; cytosol.